AUGGCAGACACAGAGUCUAUAGGAAAUAAUAAUGCAAAGGAAAUACAGAAGAUUCUGGAGGAUUUAGAAGAAGCAUACGAAAGAGACUGUGAAUCAAACAAAGAAGGCCUUCCUGCAUUAAGAAAACUAAAUGACUUAGAGUCAAUAUACAACAGACUCUUGAAGAAAAAGAAUCAGCAAGAAUUGCUUGACUUAGGCGUGCUUAAGCUCCUAAAGAAGUGGCUGGAACCACUGCCAGAUAUGUCACUGCCCCAUGACACAGUGAAGCGCAGCAUAUUAGACGUACUGCUGCACCUGACCCCAGAAGUAGAGCACUUGAAGGAAAGUGGGAUUGGAAAGAUCGUUUUGUUCUACUCCAAGAACCCAUACGAGAAGAAGGGAAUCAAGCAGAUGGCAAAGCAAAUCACUCUAAACUGGAUUACAAUCGCAUCACAAGAAGAGUCACUUGAUUAUUAA
Molecule: messenger RNA, 456 nt
Organism: Nematocida ausubeli
Lineage: Eukaryota; Fungi; Microsporidia
Exons: 1
Coding region: 1-456 (151 amino acids)
Biological process (GO): poly(A)+ mRNA export from nucleus
Cellular component (GO): nucleus
Source: RefSeq, a predicted model, not a curated record